Molecule: messenger RNA, 1404 nt
Organism: Darwinula stevensoni
Lineage: Eukaryota; Metazoa; Arthropoda; Ostracoda; Podocopida; Darwinulidae
Source: the annotation of a GenBank genome assembly
UUUCUCUGCCUUUGUACAGGCGUGCUCGUCUCCACCGAUGACAAAGAGAGAGAGAGAUUGGUAGAUUUGUUGAUAGAGUGGUUUGUUGCGUGUGGGAAUCGAUAGUGUUCAUCUAUGAAAGUCCCAGAGAUGGCGCAGACUGCUGUCGCCUCUCCACCCUCCUCCAAGGGCCAAGAGUCGAUGGAUCGUCGAAUGAACAACUACGGGGAUGGUUAUGGCGAUGGCUACGAUGACCAAUCUCCUCGGAAAAAGAUGAGAGUGGACGAGGAACACCGGGAAAACCACAUACUGCUGAUGACAAUAGUCAAUCCUGCAUAUCCCAUCACCACGGAUGUCAUCCACACCAUCUCCAACUCAUACGGACAGGUUCUCCGGAUCGUGAUCUUCAAGAAGAAUGGCGUCCAAGCUAUGGUCGAAUAUCCUUUUCUCGCUCUUCCGAUCCAUACGUUCGACAGCGUGGAGACUGCUAGCCGAGCCAAAGAAGGCCUAAACGGAGCAGAUAUUUACUCAGGCUGCUGCACCCUCCGCAUCGAAUACGCCAAACCCAGCAAGUUGAACGUGUACAAAAACGACUCAGAGAGCUGGGAUUACACCAACCCCAACCUAGGGAAGCGGGAAGAACCGGAGCUGCGUCCUCGGAAGGUCCUCCUCCAAGAGCCCCCAUCCCGUGGGAUGUCCGGUCCAGGCGGGUAUGGUCCUGGACCCGGACCCAUCUCUCCUGGCCCCGGCCCUGGCCAUGGUGGCCCUGGACACCGAGGGGAUUAUGGUGGACCACGGGGUGGACCUGGGCCAUAUGGGCCCAGCUCCAGGGGUGGAGGAGAUUAUUCCCCGAUGAAUGGAGGCAGUAGCUAUGACACCUACAGCAUUCAGAUGGACAGGAGGCAUCCGUUCAAAGACGAUUACGGGUCCCCGACGAACGGGUAUGGUGGCCUCCGUGGGAACGGAGGAGGGGGAGGCGGAGGAGGGGGGGGAGGCGGCGGAGGAGGAUAUCACGGUGGACCAUCGGGACCCGGGCCAGGUUCCCUGAGUGUGAGUGGUAUGGGUGGUCCUCCGGGGGUUCCCCAACAGGGCUCCGUCAUGAUGAUCUAUGGCCUCAACCCUGAGAAGAUGAACUGCGAUCGCCUCUUCAAUCUCUUCUGCCUCUUUGGGAACAUCGUAAAGAUUAAGUUCCUCAAGAGCAAAGAAGGUUGUGCCAUGCUCCAAAUGGGUGACCCAGCUGCUGUGGAGCGAGCCAUUGCUAACCUCAGUGGCAUUUCUUUCUUUGGUUCAAAGAUGAUGCUCUCGUGGGAAAUAUCCAUACAUCUUGAAGCUGUGUUAUUCUGGCCGUCCUCCAUGGAGUUAGAAGUCCUGAUGGGUCACUGGCAUUUUGUGGAUCUCCUGACCAAUAUCCAAGACGACAUGUGA